AUGUCGAUGCUGCGAAGAAUCUCGACGCAGUUCAAGCGAAACAAGGAUGGCAAUGGCGAAGCCGAGCCAAAGAGCGCCAAGGAGAACAGCAGUAAGCGCUUCUCCAAAUCCGCUGCACCCCGGAAAGCUCCUUCUCAAGAGGAGAGCCACCCUGUGAAGCGCGAGGAGGUCGAGGCAAUCUUCGACAAGUACGCGCAGGCUAUCCAUGCUUCCCGCGAGCCUCUGCCUAACCAGACCGGCGAUGGCACCUACCUGAAGCAUGACCAGUCCUCAGGACUGUUCAAUGACCUCAAGUCUCUUGGAUUCCGCGACUUGAACACCGUCAAGGACCUGAUCAAACAAAAGGCCUCCGGCGAGCUCAUUGACGAUAAGACAUACAUCAUGGAGCGCAUUAUUCAGCUCGUCGCCGACAUGCCUGGCCACUCCAAGAACCGCACAGAGCUCACAAACCAGUUCCUUGAUGAGCUGUGGAACUCGUUGCCGCACCCCCCUCUCUCCAUGAUGGGCGAUGAUUAUAAAUACCGUUCCGCAGACGGCUCUAACAACAACCCUACCCAGCCUCAGUUGGGUGCGGCUAAUACUCCCUACUGCCGGACCAUUCCUCCUCUCACUAUCCAGCCAAGCGGUUUGCCCGACCCUGGCCUGAUCUUCGACAGCCUGUUCGCUCGUCAGGAGUUCACCCCUCACCCCAACAAGGUGUCCAGUGUCUUCUUCGAUUGGGCUUCCCUUAUCAUCCACGACAUUUUCCAGACAGACUAUCGUCAACCUCACCUUAACAAGACCUCCGCCUACCUGGAUCUUUCCAUUCUUUACGGUGACGUUCAGGAGCAGCAGGACCUGAUCCGCUCCCACCAGAACGGAAAGCUCAAGCCUGAUUGCUUUUCCGAAGGCCGUCUGCAAGCUCUCCCCGCUGCUUGCGGUGUGCUGCUUGUUAUGCUGAACCGUUUCCACAACAAUGUCGUCGAGCAAUUAGCUGAAGUUAACGAGGGCAACCGCUUCCCUACGCCUCACGCUAGGAUGUCCGAAGAGGAACAGAAGCAGGCAUGGGCCAAGCGCGACGAGGAUCUGUUCCAGACUGGUCGUCUGAUCACUUGCGGUCUGUACAUCAACAUCACCCUGUAUGAUUACCUUCGUACUAUUGUCAACUUGAACCGUACCAACUCGACUUGGUGCCUGGACCCUCGCGCCCAGAUGGAGAAGGCCGGUGCCACUCCUUCUGGUCUCGGUAACUCGUGCUCAGUCGAAUUCAACCUGGCCUACCGCUGGCACUCCGCCAUCAGCCAGGGAGAUGAGAAGUGGGUUGAGCAGAUCUACUAUGAUCUCAUGGGCAAGCCUGCCGAAGAGGUCUCUAUGCAGGAGCUUCUUAUGGGCAUGAAGAAGGUCGAAGGUACACUUGAUGCCGAUCCUUCUAAGCGUACGUUCGCCAAGCUGCAGCGCCAGGAGGACGGUACCUUCAAAGAUGAGGAGCUGGUCGCAAUUUUGACUCACGCGACUGAGGAUGUUGCUAGCUCUUUUGGCCCUCGCAACGUUCCCAAGGCGCUGCGUUCCAUCGAGAUUCUUGGUAUGGAGGCUGCCCGCAGAUGGCAGGUCGGUUCCCUCAACGAGUUCCGUAAGCACUUCGGCCUGAAGACCUACGACACCUUCGAGGAAAUCAACUCUGACCCUGAGAUCGCCAACUCUCUUCGUCACCUGUACGAUCACCCUGACAACGUUGAGCUGUAUCCCGGUAUCGUCUCUGAGGAGGCGAAGGAGCCCAUGAUCCCAGGUGUUGGUAUUGCCCCCACCUACACCAUCUCCCGUGCCGUGCUGUCGGAUGCCGUCGCUCUGGUUCGCGGUGAUCGUCACUACACCGUUGACUACAACCCCCGUAACCUGACCAACUGGGGUUACAACGAGUGCCGUUACGACCUGAACAUCAACCAGGGUUGUGUCUUCUACAAGCUGGCCACUCGUGCUUUCCCCAACUACUACAAGCCCGACUCCAUCUAUGCCCACUACCCCAUGACCAUUCCUAGCGAGAACCGCAACAUCAUGAAGAACCUGGGCCGUGAGCAGGACUACUCCUACGAGGCUCCCUCUUUCCUGCCCAGCCGUGCCAAUCUGUCUUCUCACCAGAACGCUAAGCUGGUCAUGAACAACCCCAAGGAUUUCACCACCUCUUGGAGCAGCUCCAUGGAGGAGCUCUUUGGCAAGGGUGACUUCAAUGCUGAGCAGCAGCAGGCUAUGGGCAAGGCAUUCAGCACCGAGGAGUUCCCUGGCCUGGUGAAGAAGUUCUACGAGGAUGUAACCAGCCGUCUCAUCUCUCAGAAGGGCGCUAAGCUGGCCAAGAUCAACCAAGUUGAUAUUACCCGUGAUGUCGGCAACCUGGCCCACAUUCACUUUGCCUCGACCCUUUUCGGUCUUCCCUUGAAGACCGAGGAGAACCCCAACGGACUAUUCACUGAGCAUGAGAUGUACAUGGUCUUGACCACCGUCUUCUCCGCUCUGUUCUUCGACGUUGAUGCUACCAAGUCCUACUCCCUGGACCGUGCCGCCACUGCUGUUGCUCAGCAGCUCGGCCAGGUUGUUGAGGCUACCGUCAAGGCCGACACCAACAGUGGACUUCUGUCCGGCUUGAUGAACAGCUUCCGUCCCCACGACAAUGCUCUUCGCGAGUACGGAACCAGUGCCCUCCGCCGUCUGGAGGAGGCUGGUCUCAACUCCAAGGAGAUCACCUGGUCCCAGAUCAUCCCAACUAUCGUUGGAUUGGUCCCCCACCAGGGCCAGGCCUUCACUCAGGUCAUUGAGUACUACACUGGCGAGGAGGGCAAGAAGCAUCUUUCUGAGAUCAACCGUCUGGCUAAGGAGGAAUCCAAGGAGAACGACGAGAAGCUCUUCCGUUACUGCCUGGAGGCCAUCCGUAUCAACGGUACCUUCGGCGCUUACCGCCAGGCUGUACGUGACAUCACUGUUGAAGAUGAUGGCAAGACCAUUGGGAUCAAGGCCGGCCAGGAGGUCUUCGCCUCUUACGUCCAGGCCAACCACGAUCCCAGCAUAUUCCCCGAGCCCAACGAGGUCAACCUCGACCGUCCCCUUGACUCCUACCUCAGCCAGGGUGCGGGCGCCAACACUGGUUUCGGCCAGGAGAUCACCAAGGUCGCUCUCGUCUCUAUGCUCCGUGUCGUCAGUCGCCUGGAGAACCUCCGCCGUGCUCCUGGUGCCCAGGGUCAGCUCAAGAAGAUCCCCCAGGAGGGUGGGUACUAUGUCUACCUCCGCCAGGAUGGUACUUCGUACUUCCCCUUCCCUAUGUCGCUCAAGCUCCACUGGGACGGCGAUUACACCUUCAAGCAAUAA
Molecule: messenger RNA, 3333 nt
Organism: Penicillium manginii
Lineage: Eukaryota; Fungi; Ascomycota; Eurotiomycetes; Eurotiales; Aspergillaceae
Product: peroxidase/cytochrome P450 family protein
Exons: 5
Coding region: 1-3333 (1110 amino acids)
Biological process (GO): response to oxidative stress
Molecular function (GO): oxidoreductase activity, acting on paired donors, with incorporation or reduction of molecular oxygen; iron ion binding; peroxidase activity
Source: RefSeq, a predicted model, not a curated record